Molecule: messenger RNA, 5590 nt
Organism: Nothobranchius furzeri (turquoise killifish)
Lineage: Eukaryota; Metazoa; Chordata; Actinopteri; Cyprinodontiformes; Nothobranchiidae
Product: neuronal pentraxin-1
Source: RefSeq, a predicted model, not a curated record
AAGUCUUUGUGUUACAGAAGAGCCCUAACCUUGCUAAAACGUACUAAAUAUUAUUUAAUGAAUUUCUGCUAUGAUUUUUAUAUUUUUGUCGUUUUGAGGAAGGUGUCUAACCCAAGAUAUACAGAAUCAAGCACGGAGAUGAGGUAAAAGAAGAACAAUAAUUUAUUUAAAUGUGGAAGUGAACUGAAGGCGUACUGGAGAUCCAGCGAGAGGACGAAUCCGGAAGCGGUAACUAGGGGGAAACCUGAGGUGAGUAAUGGGAGUUGUAGUUCUGAGGAAAUGUUUGUGGGCGGAACUUACGAUGAGGAAAUACGGGAUGAAUGUGGAGGGGAGAUGAGCUGGGGUGAUAUCCAGAAGAGACGUGUGAUAAUAGGGGUGGGUGAGUGGAACGGACGAGGCGGAGGAGAGAGAACGUGAUCGGUGGAGAGCGGGGCAGCUGGGUGGAGUCGUAAUCCAGGCAGCGAACCGGUGAAUAAUCCUUUGACUUGGAGACGGGAACGGAUCCAACGAUGAGGUAAGUCUGUGGGUGAGUUUCCAAGCAGAGAAAACAAGCUCAGGUUAAAACGAGUUUCAAAGCCUCAAAAAUAAGACGAGGUUCGAAAACCACUAUGAGGCUAGAGUCUACCAGGCAGUACAUAAUCAUCCGGUGUCGAAUGAUGAUAAUCGUCCUCCUUUUAAAGCCGCCGCACUGAUCAGUCUGAUGCGGAUCAGCUGUGCUCCCUCUCCUGCAGGCAAAAACUCAGAGAUGAUGAGAUGAUGGGCAGAGUACUCACCCCAGCUCAUGACAAUUUUACAGGCAUAGCCUGUAUUUAAGAAUAUUCUACUUUUAGCUGAAACAUUUAUUGGUUUCACCUCAUUUUCCUCAUUAUCACAGUAGAUUCUUUGAUAUUCCACUCAGAUUUACUCCAGCUAUGAUUUUUAUCCAAAUUGGCCAGCUUUCUUAGAUGUGUGAAAAUGAAUUUGUCUUUUUAGCUUCCUGCAGGGACAUUCAAUAUAAACCAAAUUCUAGAAAAGUGUCCUGAAAAAUACCGCAACUGGCAAAAAUGUAGGAGAUCAUUUCAUUGUGUCGUAUGAAGAGAUAAAAAUGAGCCAACUUCACCCUGAAAGGAAGAUGUUGGUUCAUGUCUGCUCGUCACUCCUGAUGAAUCUGGAUUUGAUGAUGGCAGCGUUUGUGUGAAAGACAAAACCAAGGGCUGAGUGAGAACAACAUACAGAUGAUCAAUGCAGCUAAAUGUGUUGGAUAGACAUUUCAGGACUGUUUUUACAGCCAUGCCAUGGAGAAGGAUCAACAUUAAUUACGCAGCACUCGUCAUGGGAAAAUGUUUCUUAUCCAGAUGCUUAUUCCUAACGGCUAGAAGCAAAAUGCACAAAAAGCCCCCAAACUGUUAUUAGUGUCAAAGUCAAAUAGUUUCAUCCGCACACGCUUCCCGAUGUACUUUGCAAUUUGAUGCCCUCCUUAUAACAAAGUGUUAUAAAGUCACACUGCUGCACAUGCUCGGAGACUAACAGAGAGGCAGAGAUAAAAAUAUCCACAUAAAGCCAAUCCUUCUCAAGCUGAUCAGUGUGCUCACUGGACUGAACAGCUCAGGGAUCUCAAACUUCCAGGCAGCAGGAAAUAUUCUCCCGGAUUUAAAGGAUGUUUAGACAUUAAAGUUAAAUGGAUUACACUCAGCUGUCAAGUGCAGGAAGUUCUUGGACCCAACAGUGAUCACUUGUCUGGCAAAGGCCCAACGGGUCAUCCAGUGGGUGGAAGAACCCAUCAGGAUGCAUCAGUGACGCUCUCACAGGCUAAUAACUCACUAUGGAGCCAAGAGACUUUGCCUGAUUCCAUAAGGUUGCCCUAAAGACGAACAGAGUUUGGCAGUGGCUUGGCUCGCUUUGAAAUACUUGGACUUUGUUUUAUUCAUUGACUUUAAUGCUACUUGAGGGAUUUUUAUAGACAUACUGUGCAACACCUACAUUCAACACAAAUGACCUCCAUUCAUGGUGCUCUAUACAUAAAAGCUAUUAUCAAGGGAACCUGUAACUCGUCACAAAAUCAUUUAUAUUUCAACCAAACAUGGCCAGAGAUGAUGGUUCUCUGAAUCUCAUGCUCAUGUCUACAAGGCACCAGCAAUGGUUGGGACACUCUGCAAAGUUUGUCCUUCCCGUUUUCCCCCUGCGUUCAAUUAUUUUGUCUUACUUCCUGUCAUGUUCUGCAGCAGGUGCUGGCUUAGAGCAUGACUUUGGUAUUAGUCCCAAAUUUGUUUGUACCCCCAUUCCCCCAGAGGCAGACCCAAGCUGCCAUUCACCACCCAGUGUGCCCCACGGUCUGAGCAGUAACAGCCACAGCAAUGACCACAAUGAUGGCAGCCAUCGGGGCAUAAUGUCUGAUGAGGCUAAAACCACUAUUUUGCACCUGCGUGAGAGCCUUGUCCAACAAAAAGAAACUAUCCUGGACCAGCGGGAGACCAUUAGAGAGCUGACUGCCAAACUUACCUUGUGUGAAGGCUUUGGUGGUCACCACAGCAUCAGUCACCAUGACACACACCAUGAAAGCCAUCAUGAUAUUCACCAUAACAACCAUAACAACCACCAUGAUGAUCACCAUGGACAUCAUGGAAGUCAUCAUGGCAACGGUCAUGGAAGCAGCCAUGGCAGACACCAUGGCAGCAACCAUGGUAGCCAUCAUGGACCAUCGUCAUUACACCAUGGACCCUCGACGCAUCAUGACAGCGAUCACCACUACUCCCAUGGCAGUCACAGUUCAGACCUCCACCAUCAGAAGGUCUCGUCAUCCAUCAAGCACAGUUCCUUUUCCCCAGAUCAAACUGGAAAGAUACUACAGACACUGAAAGAAAGGCUGGAGAACUUACAAGCCAGAAACUCCUCCAGCUCCUACUCAAGCUCUCUGAGAGAACUCCUCCAGCGGAAAAUCAGCGCACUAGAAGAUCAGUUAAAUAGUUACAACAGAGAUGAGCAUGAAAAUGGUCACCACAGUAGUCACCACGAGCAUCACCAUGAUGGCCAUCAUAACAAUAACCAUAGCAGAAACCACUCUGACGGCCAUAAUCAUAACCACCAUUAUGACCACCAUGGUGGCGGCCAUCACGACGACCACCAUGUCACUGAUCACCAUAAAGAUCACUACAGUAGCCACCACGGCAACCACCAUAGUAACCAUGAUUACAACCAUCACACUAGUCAUCAUAAUCCUUAUAACAGCCAUCAUUAUGACCACCACUAUGAUCGGCAUCUUGGCCAACAUCACGGUCCCAACCACAACAACCAUCACAGCAUCCACCACGAUGAUGGGAUUGUUCAUCACAGUGAUCACCAUGACGCACACCAUGGUGACACUCACCACAAUAGUCACCAUGAGUAUCAACAUGGACACCACGAUAAAAUCCACGAGGAUCACCAUAUUGACCACCAUGAUAAUCACCAUGGCAACGAUCAUCAGCCACAGCAUCUUCCUCAAACCAGUAAGGAGACAAGUUCAGGGGGCACUGGUCACAGCAAGUUGGAAACAGUUCUCAGCCACCUGCCCCACAGCAGUGACCGUGGAAACUACAAGAAGCUAAAGAGUCCCAGUGCGUUCCUGCUUGAUUUCCCCAUAAGGACCAAUUAUAUGUAUGCCAAGAUGAAACAAUCAGUGGUCAAUGAGAUCUUUGCCCUGACCAUCUGCCUCUGGCUAAAGCCAGGGGAAGGUCCUGGCCUCGGCACUCCUAUUUCCUAUGCCGUGCCUGGACAAGCCAAUGAGCUGGUGCUUAUGGAAUGGGGCAGCAAUCCCAUGGAGCUGCUGAUUAAUGACAAGGCAAUGACCUUGCCAAUAAAUAUAAUGGAUGGGAAGUGGCAUCAUGUAUGUGUGACAUGGUCAACACAUGACGGGGCAUGGGAGGCCUACCAGGAUGGAGUUAAGAAAGGUUCGGGUCAGAACCUGUCAGCAUGGCGUCCCAUUAAACCAGGAGGGAACUUUAUCUUGGGUCAGGAGCAGGACACGAUGGGAGGUCGCUUUGACAUCACUCAGUCCUUCAUGGGACAGAUGUCAGAUUUCCAGUUCUGGUCCAGAGUCUUGACAGCCAGUGAAAUCCACACCCAGGCAUCCUGUGGAGGUCACCUUGUAGGUGAUGUCAUGUCAUGGUCUGAAGAAGUGAUGGAAGUUUAUGGAGGGCUCACUGAGCUACCGUUUGAACCCUGCCACUAAAAGUGAACCCUGACCCCCUCAUAGACAGAGCUGUGGGGUCAAAUGAUUGCAAAUUAUGUGACAAAAAUGGGCAAAGAGUGGAAAUAUAGAACAUUUCUGUCUCUUCACCUACUUUAGCUCAUGUCCGCAUACUGAACAGGACAGCUUUAAAAGCUCCACAGAUCACAAAGCUUCGGAUUUACUGACGGUAUGGUCAUGAGUCAGGACUGUGAGGGAUUCUUCACACGUAAUUGGCUUUCCUUUUGACACAACAACUCCAGAGGUUGCUGUUAACUAGCAUUCAGAAAGCAACAGCGCAGAUGGUGAAAAAAGACUCAAAGGAUGAAUAAAAACCCCACUCUAACAACUGUUGCAGGGUUGCAGAUUGAAUAUUGCGUGGACAGCAUGAUAAAUAAUGUUGAUUUUACACAUUAUCUUUUAGUAUUUCAUAUUGAAAAUAAAACAAGCUUUUUUUUCUAGAAAGUUCAAAGUUGUGUUGUAGCAUUUGAAAAAUGCAUUUUCCGUGCAGAUGUUGCAUUUUGUCCAUACCGUGCAAAAAGUUUGUCCAUGUCCUUCUGUGAGGGGAUCGUUGUCAGAGGUUUGUUAUAUCACAGCAAGACGGUUCAAUGGCGUCAAGCCACCGACCGGCGUCACGAUGGGUCAACCAGGUCUCAACGUGUCAGUGUCUCCUGAUCAACCAAUGGCUUAUGGAGAGAUUUGCCUGUGAACACCUGACCUGAUCCUGCCUAUUUCCAACCUGCUCAGACCACAUGGAGCCAAACAACACAAACACAUGCUUGCACUUGCUCAGACACACUGACGAACUGAUAACGCAAAUCGCUCGAUAGGAGCUUCAUCAGGUUUUAUUUUAAAAAUGUGUUUUUGUACAACUAAACCUUAUCAGGUAGUGUGUUUUAAAUGAUAAAAUCAUUCAUUAUAACACUUCAGUGUGUACAAAAGUAAUUAGUAACAUAAAACUGUCAUUAUGUCUGCUCUGGUGCUUGUAAAGCACUUUUUCUGCUGUAUAUUUGCUCAUUUUAAUCCUGCACCUUCUAUAAUGAUCUUUCUUUUGUUGAUAUAGAAAAGGAAUGCCUGUUGUUUUCCCAACAUUUGGACAACAUUUUUAAAUCAUAGCUGUAAAUAAUUCUUCGUAAUGCCAAAGUAAUAAGGACUAUGAAAUCCUGAUCUUUUUUUCUCAUGAGUAGUGGGCCAAAUGGAUGUUUCUUUCUUUCUUUUUUUUUCUUUUUUUUUUUUUUUUUGUCUUUUAGACCUAGACUAACCUUCGGCUAUGAAGAUAUAAUAUUUGUAUGAAGUCAUUGUUGCAUGUGUUUGGAUGUAAAUGUACAAAAAGUGCUACAUUGUGUUUUCUCCUUCAUGCGUAAGCCAAAGUAUAGAAAUGUAAAUGUAAAACUUGAAUGGAUAAUA